AUGAAUUCUACAUGCAUCCCGGAUAUUGGAUAUUUCGACUCUCCGGAGUUUUUAUCAUUGGUUCUCCAUAAAAAUACAAUUUUUCCACACCAAUUCACUUAUUCGGUUUCUACUGAUUUGGAGAACACCAGUGACUAUGAAAUCAGCAAAACUGUAUCUAAUGAAUUUCCAAAAGUGGGACAAGUUGUUUUGAUCAAUACAAAUCUAGUCAGAUGCCACAAGUGGCCAUUGGGAAUCAUCACAAAGGUCUUUCACUCGAAAGAAGGAAUCAGAACCGCAGUAGUGAAAUGCAAAGGAAAACUUUACGAAAGAUCCGUUUGUCAUCUCAUCCCGUUGGAAAUCGAAUCAGUGGAAUCCCAAGAAUGUACUCCAGACAAUGUGAAUACAGAUGAGGAUCCCGGAUACAAAUCCAUCCCAAAUCCACCACUACCCGCAAUUUUCGAUAUUCCACAAGCUGAGUACGUUCCAAAGCGAUUCAAAGAUUCCAAGAAAAACUUUGUGCCAAGUGCUGGGAACCUCCCAACUGUCGGAGAACGUGAUCCCGAAGAGGAAAUCAAUUAUGACACCCAACAUCUGGACACGGAGCCAGUAGACGGAGAAUACAGAGACCCAAAUGAAACAGCAAAGCAGAUUCUGGACUACGGUAAAAAUGCUGUACCGGAUACAAGGACAAGAGAGUACCUACCAAGGAAAGCGAAAGCACCUUACAUCAACUAUCCGUACUAUGUCCCAAAAGACUUUCCAACUUCAAAAAGCGUUUCUCAUAGCAUUAGGAAUUCAGACAUUAAUGCCCUUCUGCUUCAUUGCAUCACCUGCGAACUAUGUAUGGAUUGCAGCCAUGAUCUACUAUUACAAUCAAGCGUUCACAAAUUUCGGAGUUUGUUUAUUAUCCAUGCAUGGGGUUUCGUCUUCAAUGAUCAUGAUCUUUGUACUUCGCCCUUAUCGAGAUACAUUGUUUGGUUUUUUAAGGAUACAGUGGCAGUCAUGUCCAAGGAACAUUCUUUAAAACAAUUCUUUCGUCAUAAUCGCGACGUUUCUGUCGUAGUUGUUGCGACUUGA
Messenger RNA from Caenorhabditis briggsae, 1059 nucleotides. The transcript is spliced from 3 exons. The coding region runs from base 1 to 1059 and encodes 352 amino acids. The record is from RefSeq and is a predicted model, not a curated record. NCBI's taxonomy places the organism in Eukaryota, Metazoa, Nematoda, Chromadorea, Rhabditida, Rhabditidae.